GUGUGGCAGCAGCUUCAGGUGUGUCCGUGGACAAGUUUGAGAGGCACUGUACUGUACCAGUCUCCCUUUAACUGGAUCUUGGCAGAUGGUAGGUGAGCCCGUGAAACAAUAUGAAGAGAAGAAAAUAGCCUUUUAAGGAAAUUGGCCCACAGAAAGGAUGGCCUUCUUGGACAAUCCAACUAUCAUUCUAGCUCAUAUUCGACAGUCACAUGUGACCAGUGAUGACACAGGAAUGUGUGAGAUGGUUCUCAUUGAUCAUGAUGUUGACCUAGAGAAGAUUCAUCCUCCUUCAAUGCCUGGAGACAGUGGGUCAGAAAUUCAGGGAAGCAAUGGUGAGACUCAGGGCUAUGUAUAUGCCCAGUCAGUCGAUAUUACCUCAAGUUGGGACUUUGGUAUUAGAAGACGCUCAAAUACAGCUCAAAGAUUAGAACGACUCCGAAAAGAGAGACAAAACCAGAUCAAAUGCAAAAAUAUUCAGUGGAAAGAAAGAAAUUCUAAGCAAUCAGCCCAGGAGUUAAAGUCACUAUUUGAAAAAAAGUCGCUCAAAGAGAAACCUCCACAUUCUGGAAAGCAGUCAAUAUUAUCUGUACGCCUGGAGCAGUGUCCUCUGCAGCUGAAUAACCCCUUUAACGAGUAUUCCAAAUUUGAUGGCAAGGGUCAUGUAGGCACAACAGCAACCAAGAAGAUCGAUGUCUACCUCCCCCUGCACUCAAGCCAGGACAGACUGCUGCCAAUGACUGUGGUGACAAUGGCCAGCGCCAGGGUACAGGAUCUGAUCGGGCUCAUCUGUUGGCAGUACACAAGCGAAGGACGGGAGCCGAAGCUCAAUGACAAUGUCAGUGCCUACUGCCUGCAUAUUGCCGAGGAUGAUGGGGAGGUUGACACAGAUUUCCCCCCACUGGAUUCCAACGAGCCCAUUCAUAAGUUUGGCUUCAGUACUUUGGCCUUGGUUGAAAAGUAUUCAUCUCCUGGUCUGACAUCCAAAGAGUCGCUCUUUGUUCGAAUAAAUGCUGCUCAUGGAUUCUCCCUUAUUCAGGUGGACAACACAAAGGUCACCAUGAAAGAAAUCUUGCUAAAGGCAGUGAAACGAAGAAAAGGAUCCCAGAAAAUUUCAGGCCCUCAGUACCGCCUGGAGAAGCAGAGCGAGCCCAAUGUCGCUGUGGACCUGGAGAGCACUUUGGAGAGCCAGAGCGCCUGGGAGUUCUGUCUGGUCCGCGAGAACAGUUCAAGGGCAGACGGGGUUUUUGAGGAGGAUUCGCAAAUUGACAUAGCUACAGUACAGGAUAUGCUGAGCAGCCACCAUUACAAGUCAUUCAAAGUCAGCAUGAUUCACAGACUCCGAUUCACAACUGAUGUACAGUUAGGUAUCUCUGGAGACAAAGUAGAGAUAGACCCAGUUACGAAUCAGAAAGCCAGCACUAAGUUUUGGAUUAAGCAGAAACCCAUCUCAAUCGAUUCUGACCUGCUCUGUGCCUGUGACCUUGCUGAAGAAAAAAGCCCCAGUCACGCGAUAUUUAAACUCACGUAUCUAAGCAAUCACGACUAUAAACACCUCUACUUUGAAUCUGACGCUGCUACCGUCAAUGAAAUCGUGCUGAAGGUUAACUACAUCCUGGAAUCACGAGCAAGCACUGCCCGGGCUGACUAUUUUGCUCAAAAACAAAGAAAACUGAACAGACGUACAAGCUUCAGCUUCCAGAAGGAAAAGAAAUCAGGGCAACAAUGACACUGGCCUCCCGCUUCAAUCUGUUGCCAUAGCUCAGAGCCUGCCUGCCAGGGCCAGGUGGCCCUAGAGCCCACCCUGUGUCCUGCAGUCCUCGGGGAGGCCAGCCCCUGCCUCACGAGGACAGGGCUGCUGGGCUCUUGGGGAAGGGGGGGCACCCCCUAGAACAGAGCUGGGGACGUUACCACGGGACCGAACCCUGAGUGGUAAUGGCUUUGAUUAGCAGUGCCCGGGGCCGGACGACACCGAGAGGAGCCACAAGCUGCCCAGCCAUCUUCACUGCCUGACGGCCCCGCCCGAAGAUGUACAUAGCCAUGCCCAGACAUGUCCUUGCAACUUGAUCAAAUUUCUUAAACGAAGAACAAAAAUGUACGGUUCUUUUUUUUUUCUUCCUUUUAAUAAACUCUUUAUCAUGGUUGG
Molecule: messenger RNA, 2143 nt
Organism: Eubalaena glacialis (North Atlantic right whale)
Lineage: Eukaryota; Metazoa; Chordata; Mammalia; Artiodactyla; Balaenidae
Gene: MAPKAP1
Product: MAPK associated protein 1
Exons: 13
Coding region: 158-1726 (522 amino acids)
Biological process (GO): TORC2 signaling
Cellular component (GO): cytoplasm; TORC2 complex; plasma membrane
Molecular function (GO): phosphatidylinositol-4,5-bisphosphate binding
Source: RefSeq, a predicted model, not a curated record